Ictalurus furcatus (blue catfish) is the source of this 11849-nucleotide messenger RNA. RefSeq names its product ash1 (absent, small, or homeotic)-like (Drosophila) (gene ash1l). NCBI's taxonomy places the organism in Eukaryota, Metazoa, Chordata, Actinopteri, Siluriformes, Ictaluridae. The transcript is spliced from 27 exons. The coding region runs from base 570 to 9272 and encodes 2900 amino acids. Gene Ontology annotation, cellular component: nucleus. The record is from RefSeq and is a predicted model, not a curated record. Gene Ontology annotation, molecular function: DNA binding; protein binding; chromatin binding.
AGGUGAAAAUUGGGAGAAAGUGGAAACUCGACAUUCUGCUCUCUCUCUCGCUCUCUUUCUCUCUCUCACUCACACACUCACACUCCAGUGUGUGCGUAUGUGUGUGUGUGUGUCUCCCUAUGUCUCUCUCUCCCUCCCCUCCCUCCCCUCACUGGGAGAAUGCCCGUGUUGUACUGACAGAAACGCUACGGGCUCAUCAGACAUGGAGGCCCGAUUAACGGGCAGAGGCCCAUUCUCACGCCUUUAAAAACACAACCCUUCGCCGGUCCCCGGACAAAGGAAAGCCUGGCGACAUUUCGGAACAUUACGGCAGUUUACCGAAGGAACCAUGUUGGGACUCAUGAAGGGAGGAUUUUGAUCCAAAUGAUGUGAAAUCUCGUUUUUGGACCUUAAAUAAACUUUGAAGGUGACGAGGGCUGGGCAGCCAGGAAAGGACAACAUUGCUUCAACCCAACAAAUAUUAUUAUAUCCCUUCCCAUCUACCACCUCCAGCUGGAUUCUGCAUCUCCCAGUACUGUACUGCUUGUGAGCAUACCCUGCUCAGCCCUUCCCUGAUUCUCAUAUCAUCAAUGGAUCAGAGGACACAAGGAGGGCCCACCACACCACCUCCUCUCCCCGCAAAUACCCUACCAGUUGAGUGUGAGAAGGAAGGAGGAGGUGGGAAGAAAGACGAUGAAGAUGAAAAAAGGAAACGGGAGAAAGAAAGAGAUGCGGUGCCGGCUGUUCCCUGUAACUCAGAGAGUGGUGCCGGUGACCAACAGCAACAGCAGUCUCCGCAGUUCUCGGUCAAAGAGACCAGCUACUCGGAGGGCAACGUCAAGCUUAAGAUAGGCCUCCAGGCCAAACGUAUGAAGAAGCCCCCUAAAAUCCUUGAGAACUAUGUAUGCAGGCCGGCCUUCAGAGCAACGGUUAGACAUGGAAGCCGAGGCGGUGGACGAGGCAGCCGUCGAGUGGGACCAUCCGAUGGUAGUGGCAACACUCCUAGUAUGCCACAUAUUAAAGAAGCAGAAAAGGACCCCACUGUUAAUCCAGGAGCACUUCAGUCAUCAGGCGUUCCAUCCAAUACUGCACCUACACCUUCUCUUCCUCCUUCCACUUCCACCAGCCCUGAAACUCCUGUGAAUGGGAAUGCCCCAGCUAAAAGAGGUCCUCCGAAGCUGGCUUGCAAGUCAGAAGGAAAGGCAGAUGUGAAGUCCCUUGCAUCUUCAGAAAAAUCCCUUAACAGUCACUGCCCUGUAUCAGACAGCAAAUCACACUCCUCUGGAAAAAAGAGCCUUGUAUCCCAAACCAACCCACCAGCUCCUACACUACUAACUUCUCCCCCCAGUGCAUCUCCACAUGACCCCAAAAUUGAUGGAGUCACAAAACCGCCCCAAUACACUUACACGGAGAGCCAGAGGGAGCAAGAAAGAGGCGCUCCAAACUGGGGUACUCCUACAGUCACUGAGAAACUCGCACAGCUUAUAGCCACCUGCCCGCCUACUAAAUGUCCUAAGCCCAAAGCCCGGAAAGUAACCCCAGCUCCAGCACACAGCAGCUCACCUCCCCUGAUCUCCAAUUUGCAGCGGCCUGAGCGGGCCAUGGCCAACAGGAACACGUAUUCCAGGGUAGCUCAUCUUGCCCCUCCUCCACCUGUGUCACGGCCCCCAGGUCGUCCAUAUGGCUCACGAAACAAAGACAGUAUUCUGGAGAAGUUAUCUGGCAUACCUAGAAAAGAGGAAGCUGGUGGACUUUCAAAGGAGAUUACAAGUAGCAACAGUAACAGCAGCAACAACAUUCCAGCAGUAUCUUAUAGCAACAUUCGCUUAACAACCAAUAAUGAUAGCAAUGACGAUGAUAAUAGCAAUGGAAUAAAAUCGCGUCUUGGGCCACAUUCAUCCACACCUUCUCUUUUCUCCUCUUCCUUGGAGAGAAUAGGGAGUGGGAUCAGCCACCAGGUGAUGCCUGCCUCACUUGGAUCAAGGAUAACUGCAAGCCCCUUACAAACAGAGGAACCCAUUGAUAGACAGAAAGAGAGAGACAAAGACAUUUUUAAUCUCAGAGAAAUAAGUAAAGGCUCUUCCCCUGCAAUGUCAGGGAAGCAGGACACUAAAGAAAAGGGGCCCUUCUCUGUACCUCGUGGAGAGAGGGGAAAAAGCCUAAGUCCACCUAAACGAAGUCCUGCACAAGAAAGUCACGCUAGUGGAGAACAUAGCCCUGCCGAGUCCACCAAAUUCACUGCUUCUCCUUCUAUCCCUACCGGUACUAGUCGCAGCCUCUCACCACUUUGUGAUGACCAUGACCCUGCAUCCCCUGGAUCACCAGCAGAACAGGAGUCUAAGCCUCUGAAAAAGCGGCGGGGUCGAAGACCUCGCUGGACUAAGGCAGUCAGUCGCACACAAAGAGCGUUAGAAGAUGCUACUCCUAGUCAAACCAAAUCCACCACACUGCCUACCGACCUUUCACCCUCCCCACCCAUUCGUCGGCCUGUUGGAAGGCCACCAAAUGCUAAUCGUGUGCUCCCUGUUGUCUCUGAGCUCUAUUCUCCACCACCCAAGAAAAGGGGCCGGCCUAAGUCCAAAAUGCCAACACUGGAUGCCCCUACACGUGGUCGGUUGCCUCUCAAAGUGACUACCCCAAAAGUAUACUCCAUGUCCAAAGAGGAGCAGGAUCCCCCUGUCUUGCACCCAGAGGUGGACCUGAAUCCUCCUAAACCCAUGCCACGAAAGAGAGGAAGACCAAAACGCUUACCUCCAACCCUACCCCAGGAGACCCAGCCUCCAACUCUUGCUCCAGAGCCAGGGGAUACUGUGGCAGGCGACAAGUGCUUUCACAACAAAGGCAAUGGGCAGCUCAUAAUGAAGACGAUUAUCGGCAAGAUCAAUAAGAUGAAGACUGUAAAACGCAAGAGGUUUCUCAGCCAGAUCCUGUUGGGGUCAGGAACUGAGCCGGAGGUCACUAAAAGUACAGGCAUGUCAGGGACAGUGGCUUCUGCUUCACAAUCUCUCUCAACCCUUGCUGCGACAUUUGGUGGUAAACUUGGACCACAAAUCAAUGUAAGCAAAAAAGGGACAAUAUACAUGGGAAAAAGAAGGGGCCGCAAGCCAAAAGCACCAGCCAACAAUUCACCGGGUGCCCCUACACCACCACCAGAACCUUUUUUGACCCCAAACACUUCUUCCCCACACCACUCCCAUCAGUCUUUGGCUUCACAGAACCAGCAAAACCAGAUUCCCCCCUCAGACAUUUUCCCCUCACCUUCACUUUCCCAGUCUAGUGGAGGACAAAGCCCCAUCAGUGACGCUAGUUUUGUGGAACCUGGGUCAGUCCACUUAAUGUCCCACUCACACUGUAGCCACCACUCAUUUCCCUUUACCCCACCGGCUCUUUCAGCACCUUCCCCACGUUGUUUGGGAGUUUCCACGCCUUUGCUCUCCUCUCAGAAGAAGCCUUCUUGCAGAGGUCACCACCAUCACCAUCACCACUACCGACAACAUUACCAUUGUCGCAAGCUCUCACCUCCCAGGCCCCUAUUGCCUACAUCCCCUGCUCCUCUUAGUGAGCUGAAGGAGGCCACACCUUCCCCAGUCAGUGAGUCACAUAGUGAGGAGACUGUGCCCAGUGACAGUGGCAUCGGAACUGACAACAACAGUACAUCAGAUCGUGGGGAGAAGGCUGGGAGUGCUAGUGGGUUAGCUGGGUUAGGUGUCUCACAGAGUUUGACCAAUGGGCUACUAAUGCCUGGAAUGAUGGGGUCAUCAUUGGGCAUUGGGGUAGGGCAUAACCCCAGAGGCAGUAGGAGACAUUCAUCUACUGAACUUCUUGAUUGUCCUUCACCCACACCAUCCCCACUUGGAGAGAGGUCGUCAGCUGAUCCACGGCGACCACACCCAUUGGCUCCUGCUUCAGCACUAGUGGGCCACAAAGAGAAGCAUAAGCAUAAGUGCAAACGGCGUGGGCAUGGAUGCCCAGGCUAUGAUAAGUUGAAAAGGCAGAAACGCAAACGCAAGAAGAAGUACCUGCAGCUGCGUUCACGGAGGCAGGAUCCUGACUUCCUGGCUGAGCUUGAUGAGAUAUGCGUACGGCUUUGUGGAAUACGAAUUUCACACCGCACACCAGCUCUUCGCUUGGGCAGCAGCCUGGGUCUCGGUACAGGAACAGCUGGCACAAGUCAUGGAGUUGGUAUGGCUAGUACCAGAGCAGGCAGUAGCAUUGGCGGUGGCACCAACCCCACACCUCAUCAUUACUUGCAUAGAGACCUUUUACCCACAAUCUUCAGGAUCAACUUUAGUGGGUACUACUCACCCCACCCAGCAUACCCAUGCGAUUCCCUGCACUAUGUCCGUAAGCCUGAUCUCAAGAAAAAGCGUGGAAGGCCCCCCAAGCUUCGAGAGUCAAUGUCAGAGGUGCCUUUUGUUCCUGGCCUAGCGUUCCCCCUUACCAGUGGAGGGUUCUAUCACCCGUCUUAUGGUGUUCCAUACUCCUCAGCCCCUCUUGGACUUGGUUAUUAUCGGGGCUAUCCCCCAGCAAGUGCACUGUACCCUCACCCUCACCACCAGGCUCCACAUUCUGCCCCAUCCCACCAUGGCCACCAUAGUCCUUCCUUCCCUCCACCUCCUCCUCCUUCAUAUGUUCAUCAUCAUCAUCACCCUCCCCACCUGCUUCUCAACCCUUCUAAGUUCCACAAGAAAAAACAUAAGCUUCUAAGACAAGAGUAUCUCAGUGGGGGACGUUCAGCAGUGCUGUAUCCUCCUAUGUCUUCUGAACUGUCAUUUAGCUGGCACCAUAAACACAAGCACAGACAUAAACAUCGUGACCGGUGUGGAGAGGAAGAGGGCGAUGAUGGUGGAGGAGUUGGUAGUAGUGGUGGUGGUGGAGGAGGGAGAAAUGGAAGCGAAGGCAUGGGAGCAGGAAGAGGGGAUCGAGGGAGAAGAGGGGGAAGCAUGGAAUCACUCAAGCAUUGCGGGUAUGGUCCAGAUGGCUCAGCUGACUCCAGUGCUAACAAGCAGGCAGCUGCUACCUCUGGCAACUCCCCCUCUUCCUCCUCAUCAUCCUCAGCAGAAAGGUACAAGCAGAAAGAAGCCUCUAUGUCCUGUCUGGUGCCUUCAAGACUGUCCUUGGGCCAAGGGAGUCGGGGGCACCAUACUGCGGACUCUUGGUUCAGGAUUGGCAGCUACGACGUUGAUUACUCCAAACUUUCCCACAAUCAGACUCUUGGGCAGGGGGCAUUCUCUGAUGGACAUGUGCAUAACUCAAUGGGUUGCUCAGACAGUGAGGAUGAAGAUCACACUUCACCAAAUGAGGAACAGGACUCGGGCUCCCACACAAACCUUUUUGCUUCAGCCCUUACUCGGACUUCUCUUAGAUGUAAUCAGGGCAGGAAAGGUGGGAGCUCUGAGGGCUCAAGUCUGACUCGUUUGGACAGAUCAGUGAGGAAAGAUCUCUCCACAUCUGCUGAGAGGAGAGAAUCAGGAAACUGUGGUAUACAGACACGAUACGGUCAGUUUAGCGCACCCGAUUUUUCGGAGGCUCCUCCCCACCGACACCAUCACCAUACUCCUCUGUCUGUCUCCCACUCGUCCUCCUGCGUCUCUGUCUGUGGCCUGGAGCAGCCAGGGGCGAGUCCAUCCGCACGAACUUCACAGCCUGCAUGCUGCUUGGACUCUUCCCCCUCCCGUUCUUCCCAACGUUCAGCCCCACCUCCUCCCAAAAACAACUUACAUCAUGUCAACAAGAUCCUCCGGGCGAAGAAGCUGCAGAGGCAGGCACGCACUGGAAAUAACAUGGUUAAGAAAAGGGGACCGGGGCGGCCCCGCAAGAAUCCGCUACCCUCGCCAUCAGCAUUGCCCCCAACGUCGCCGCCUCCACCAGAGCCCGAACCGGAGAAGCACAGUAAAGAAUGGGAGGAAGACACGGUUACAGAUGCCAUUGAGUCUGUUAUACAGAGGCAAAAACGAAAAGGCCGAAAGAGGAACCGCUGGGAUAGGGACAGGGAUGAAAAUGGAGAAGAUGAAGAUGAGACCGUGCAUGAGAGGGAGGAAGAAGAGGAGGAGGAAGCAAGGCCAGAGGCAAGAGAAGAGGAGACGGUGACACGGGGACAGCCGACAGGAGGGAAAGGAUGGCUGCCACAUGAGGAGAUGCAAGGCUUUCAAAGUGCUGUGGAAGGAAAAUCUGAUGGCCACUCCUCCCCUGAACGCACAGGUCCAACCCACAUGGUACAAGCCCCGCCCACACCAGUGACUACCCAACGGGAGAAAAAAGCUGCUAGGCCACCCAAGAAGAAAUUUCAGAAGGCUGGCCUUUAUUCCGACGUGUACAAGACGGAUGAUCCGCGUGGUCAGCUGCUACAGCUAAAGAAGGAGAAGUUGGAGUAUAUUCCAGGUGAACAUGAAUAUGGCCUGCUUCCUGCUCCCAUUCAUGUUGGGAAGUAUUUGAGACAGAAGCGCAUAGAUUUCCAGUUGCCUUAUGACAUCCUGUGGCUUUGGAAACACGACCAGCUGUAUAAGAGACCGGAUGUCCCUCUCUACAAGAAAAUAAGAUCCAACGUCUACGUUGAUGUAAAGCCGCUCUCAGGCUAUGAAGCCACUACCUGUAACUGCAGGUCCCCUGAGGACCACAGUGCUAAGGGCUGCAUGGAUGACUGCCUUAACAGGAUGAUUUUUGCUGAGUGUUCCCCCAGCACUUGUCCAUGUGGAGAGCAUUGUGAUAAUCAGCGAAUCCAGAGGCACGAGUGGGUUCAGUGUCUGGAGCGUUUCAGGACGGAAGGAAAGGGUUGGGGAAUCCGCACUAAAGAGCCACUGCGUUCUGGCCAGUUCAUCAUCGAGUACCUGGGAGAGGUGGUCAGCGAGCAGGAGUUCAGGAGUCGAAUGAUGGAGCAGUACUUCUCUCACAGCGGUCAGUACUGUCUAAAUCUAGACAGCGGUAUGGUGAUCGACAGCUACCGCAUGGGCAACGAGGCGCGCUUCAUCAACCACAGCUGUGAGCCCAACUGUGAGAUGCAGAAAUGGUCAGUGAACGGGGUGUACAGGAUUGGAUUGUUUGCCCUGAGAGACAUGGACAGUGGGACAGAGCUCACUUACGACUACAAUUUUCACUCCUUUAACACUGAAGAGCAGCAAGCGUGUAAGUGUGGCUCAGAAGGCUGCCGUGGCAUCAUUGGCGGAAAGAGUCAACGACUCAACGGCCUUCCUGGCAAAGCGGGAGGAUCAGGAGGCGGGGCACGAAGGCUUGGGAGGCUGAAAGAGAAACGCAAAUCAAAGCACCAUCUUAAAAAACGAGAGGAGGAAUCCAGCGACAGCAGCAAGUUUUUCCAGCACCUUCUGAUGAAGCCGAUGUCUAACAGAGAGAGGAACUUUGUCCUGAAGCACCGAGUGUUCCUGGUGCGUAACUGGGAGAAGAUGAGGGACAAGCGGGAGCUGUUGAAGAGGGAGGGAGAGAGGGAGCGAGAGAAGGAGAGCAGCCUGUCACAGUACGCCCGAUGGGGAGGUGUCAUCCGUGAUGAUGGGAACAUCAAAUCAGAUGUGUUCCUUACACAGUUCUCAGCGUUACAGACCUCGCGUUCGGUGCGUACACGCAGACUCGCCGCUGCUGAGGAAAACACAGAAGUCACUCGCACAGCUCGUCUUGCGCACAUCUUCAAAGAGAUCUGUGACAUGAUCACCAGCUACAAGGAUUCCUCAGGACAAACUCUUGCAGCUCCCCUGCUUAAUUUACCUUCUAAAAAGAGGAACAUGCAGUACUAUGAGAAGGUAUCAGAUCCUCUGGACCUCAGUACCAUAGAAAAGCAGAUCCUCACCGGACAUUACAAAACAGUGGAGGCCUUUGACACAGACAUGCUCAAGGUGUUCCGCAACGCCGAGAAAUACUACGGACGGAAGUCUUCGGUGGGCCGUGACGUGUGCCGGCUGCGUAAGGCGUACUACGGCGCGCGACAUGAGGCCGCGGUGCAGAUCGAUGAGAUCGUCGGGGAGACGGUCAGCGAGGCGGACAGCUCUGAUUCAAUGGACCGCGACCAUGCUCACCACGUCAACAAAGACGACGACAUCAUCCGCUGCAUCUGCGGCAUGUACAAGGACGAGGGCCUGAUGAUCCAGUGCGAGAAAUGCAUGGUCUGGCAGCACUGUGACUGCAUGCGUUUGGAGGCCGAGGUGGAGCAUUAUCUUUGUGAGCAGUGUGACCCUCGCCCGGUGGACCGAGAAGUCCCUAUGGUGCCUCAGCCCAGUUACGCGCAGUCAGGUUCCAUCUACUACAUCUGCCUACUCCGGGAUGAGCUGCUGCUACACCAGGGUGACUGUGUGUACCUGAUGAGGGACAGCAGGCGCACUCCGGAGGGCCAGCCACUGCGCCAGUCCUAUCGCCUCUUGUCCCAUGUUAACAGAGACAAACUGGACAUCUUCCGCAUUGAGAAACUUUGGAAAAAUGAAAAGGGUGAGCGGUUUGCUUUUGGUCAUCACUAUUUCCGACCUCAUGAGACCCACCACUCACCCUCGCGCCGCUUCUACCAUAACGAGCUGUUCCGAGUGCCGCUCUAUGAGAUCAUCCCUUUGGAGGCAGUGGUGGGAACGUGCUGCGUUCUGGACCUUUACACCUACUGCAAGGGUCGGCCGAAAGGCGUGAAGGAGCAGGACGUGUACAUCUGCGACUACCGGUUGGACAAAUCUGCUCAUCUUUUUUACAAAAUCCACCGCAACCGCUAUCCAGUGUGCACCAAAUCCUAUGCCUUCAACCACUUCCCCAAGAGACUCACACCCAAAAGGGACUUCUCACCUCACCACGUUCCCGACAACUAUAAGAGGAACGGCGGGCGUUCGGCCUGGAAGAGCGAACGCUCCAAAGGGAUCGGGGCUUGCGAUGAAGACCCGUCCCCAGGUGGGUCCUGCGACCAGCUGUCCUUCUCGAGAGACGCGGGAGGACACCCGAGCUGUAACCACGAGGAGUCCUCCACCGUGCUGUCCGUACUAGCACCACCACAGGAGCAGAGGAGAGCCGGCGAGGACGAAGACGAGGAGGAGGAUGAAGAGUUGGGUGAGGAGGAGGAGAGGAGGGAGGUGGAGGAAAGCUCCACGGAGAAAGGAGGAGCCGAGGCGUCCCCGGUCUCCUCUUCACCGCUGCACUUGUCUGUUUUGGGACGGAGGGAAGCACAGAGAGAACGACUCAACAAGAUCCUGCUGGACCUCCUGCAUCGGACCCCCAGCAAAAACGUUAUAGACGUCACUUAUCUUCUGGAGGAGGGCUCCGGCCGCCGCCUGCGCAGACGCACGCUGGGACUGAGCGACUUUGUGAGCAGGAAGUGAUGGCAUCUGGCACUGCAGGUCAUAAGCAGACAGCAAAAGGAAAAGAUGAAAAGAACCAUAUGCAGGAACAGCAAAAGAGGGAUGACGGUCUGAGAAAGGAGAGAUGACAGCUCGGGGCUUAAAGGCUCUCCCUUUCAAAACAUCUGUCCUCCAUUUUGCUCUAUUUUUCCUAAAAGACAGACUAGUGUAUGUGCACAGGAUAUGAGGUUUGUUUGUUUUUUGUUUUUUGUUUUUUUUGCCAGCAAUGAGAGAAUUAUUGCCUUGAUGCGUUUUUAAAAAAAAAGUACGUUGCAAUGACACAUGAACAUAGGAAUAUGUACUAUUUAAGCCUGUCACUAUCGUAUUAACUGUCUUUCCGUUUCUAAGGCAACAGAGGUCAAUGUUUUUUCAAGGUGGUACUACAUAGAGAAAGAAUGAAGCCUCUGAGAAUGGACUGUAAAGGGUGUGGUGGGGGGGGGGGUUAAGGGGGGGUAUGGCCAUGCAGUUGGACAGAAGAGGAGACAAAGACAGAGACCAGCACCUCUUAGUGGAUAGAAAUCCAUAUUUACUGAGAAGUGAGAAGAGGAGCAGCAUAGGAUGUGCAGUGUAGCGCACAUGUACACUGCCCCUGUCGACUGAGAGGAGAGAAGAGAAGAGAAAAGAAGGGAAGAAAGCAAGCGGAGAAAGAGCUAACUGCACUUUUUUCUAACACGGACAUCAUUUGCUCCUGGAGGUGUACACUAACACUCGUCACGGUAUCGGAAAGAUGCUGUGCGUCAAAAAAAACAAAAAAAAAGUACAUUAUUGGUUUUUGUUUGUUGUUCGGUCAUACUGUAAUUAUAUUAGGGUUGGCAAAGGACAGGAUGGAUGGGUUUCUUUAUUUUGUAAACGUGGAACAGUGGCGUGUUGUUUGGGGGGGAUGAUGGGAGGAGGCAGGGGGAGAUAGCUAUAUCGUGUCUUUUUUUUUUCCUCUCAAAAAAGAAGAAAAGCUCUGAGCUUUUUGGUGUGUGUGAAGUAACUCGCCCUGUUUUCUUUUUUUUUUUCGAUUUACCAGCUCAACGAGAUGUUUAACCAGUGGGGGUGCACUGACUUUAACUGUAACGCCUUAGAAUGAUCUCAGUGUGUGUGUGUGUGUGUGUGUGUGUGUGUGUGUGUGUUGGAGCGCUGCCCUGAAUGUAUGUAGCCUGUCAGAAGAAAAUGUCACAUAACUUUUAGGAAAAACUUUUUAAAAAAUUUAAAUAAGGGUUUGAUUUGCAGUUGAUGAUUGGCCAGGAGAAAGGGGGGAGGGGCUUCUUUGGGUGUGUGUUUUUUUUUGGUUUUCUUUCUUUUUGUUUCUUGUACUGUGUUGUAGAUGGCAAAAAGACAAUAUUAAUACUUUAUUUUAUUAUAAUUUUUUUUUUGCCCCAUGCAAAUGAGUUGUUUUUGGAUGAACUGACAAAACCGACAGAGAAAGACGGGGGGGUUGGGGUAAUGACGAGAGGAAGAGAUGUAUAUGAUGUGCCAAGCUAUGUAUAUAUGCAGACGGGAAUAUGUGAGAGAUGUCUCCAAAAAAGCAAUAUCUUGAUAAUGGAUUUUUUUUGUUUGUUUGUUUUUGUGUAUUGUAUUGUACAGGACUCAACCCUAUAUGUAUUAUUAUUAUUAUUAUUAAUUAUUAUUAUUAUUAUUAUUACGCCGUUUGUAUUGGCACCAUUGUUCAUUUAAGCUUGGGGCUUGAGGAGGACGUGGCUGAACGUUAAAAAAAAAAACCCGACGACGGAAGAAAGAAAGUAAGCAACUUGUCCAAACUUUUUGUUGACAUAGGAGGAAGGCGAAAUGGACUCGGCGACCCCAGACCUGACAACUGUCAUUUGUAAUUAUUAAUUUUAAUGCUAUUAUAAUUAUUAUAACUUUUGAAGGGGGAGGGGAAAAAGUACUCCUCGUUACUUUGCUGCAAAGUGUUGAACACUAAAAAAACAAAACCAACGUAAAAAUGUAAAGAUGCUAUUUUGGAAAAUGGCAGAAACAAACUAAACAAGAGGGGAAAAAAAGAAAUCUAUCAGCUGACUAUCAUGUUCUUAAUCUUUUCUUUUUUUUCCCCAUCUAGAUUUGGGGGAGGAAAAAAAACAGCUCUUUUUUUUUUCUUUUUGUGAUAACAGUCAUAAUUAUAAUGCUCGUAUUUCUUGUAUUUGUGUGUUUUUGUGUGAUUUGUUUAGUUAUUUUAGACAAUCACAAAAAUAACAUGCAAGCAUUGUAUAUGGACAGACUGACAGACAUUUUGUGUUGUGUACAGUUUGUCGAAACUUUUUCCACUCUGGUUUAAAGUUUGUAAUUAUGAUUCUAAAGUCAUGAAAAUGCUGUUGGUUUUUACUUUUUUUGUUUUGUUUUAUAUUCUAUUUGUUUUGUUUUUUUGUUUGUUUGUUUUUUAAUAAAAAGCACUACAUUGUUGUGAAUAUACCUGCCUGUUGCUCUUACAUUUAGCCAAGAAUCAUGUGAUAAUUCUUUACUAGGACAUAACUAUUGAUACUCAAGGUAUACAGUCAAAGCAUAUUUUAAUUGUAUGGAUAGUCAAUUAAUACAUCUGCCAAUAAAGUGAAUUUUAACUAUUGCAUAGAGCAUUUA